Molecule: messenger RNA, 848 nt
Organism: Camellia sinensis
Lineage: Eukaryota; Viridiplantae; Streptophyta; Magnoliopsida; Ericales; Theaceae
Product: FAD-linked sulfhydryl oxidase ERV1
Cellular component (GO): mitochondrion
Molecular function (GO): flavin-dependent sulfhydryl oxidase activity; flavin adenine dinucleotide binding
Source: RefSeq, a predicted model, not a curated record
CGGAUUACCAAAGCGGCUCCGAUUCCAUGUCCGAGAAAGAGAAUCCAUUGCAGGCUAUCUUUCAGACCUUCGAGAAAAUCUCUCAUGGCGUUCGAAUCUACUUUUCCCAGUUUGCCUGCCUCACAAACAACAAUUACCCAUCACCCACAAAUGGGCGGCCUCUCUUUUCUCUCUCUUCGUCCUUCAAAGCGAACCCAUUGAUCGCAAGCGAACAUUCUACUCUUUUCCAACCAAAGGAGAUCCUCAAUGAGGGAAAAUCUGCCACACCCAUUACCAAAGAAGAGCUUGGCAGGGCCACCUGGACAUUUCUACACACUCUGGCUGCUCAGUAUCCAGAUAAUCCAACUAGACAGCAAAGGAAGGAUGUAAAAGAACUGAUGGAGAUAUUAUCUCGGAUGUACCCCUGCAAGGAUUGUGCAGAUCACUUUAAAGAAAUUCUGAGAGCAAAUCCUGUCCAGGCUGGAUCUCAAGCUGAGUUUUCCCAAUGGUUAUGCCAUGCGCACAAUGUUGUUAACAGAAGCCUAGGUAAGCUGGUAUUCCCCUGUGAGCGAGUAGAUGCAAGGUGGGGGAAGAUGGAGUGUGAGCAGCGCGCGUGCGAUCUACAAGGAACUACGACAUUUUUUGGCGACAAUAUGCGUUAGAACUAUGUUUGUAAUUUGAAUAUACAGGAAAUUACCAAAUUAUGGAUAUCAGUGUUUAAUUGAUGAGAUAUAUUGUACAUGGAAAUUACCAGAUUUUUGUUUUCCCUAUGCCCUCAGUCCUAUACCAUCACUCUGUAUUGGUAAUUUAUGAUAAAAAAAUAUUUGUAACUUUUUAAAUCACAUGUAAUAAACUGUAUUUUAAGAAAA